AUGGACGGCAAAGACAACGGCGUGAGCCACAUGCCCGACAAGGAAGUGGCCUACCCUGUCGAGAAGGAAGCUGUCUAUGACCCGACCACCGAGAAGCAGAUCAACCAAAACGAGCAUAUUGCUGAUGCUGGCGCCCGUCGCGAGUCUGUCGCGCACAACAUCGUCGAGAAUCCCCUAACGCGUCAGACCAAGGCCGAAUGUGUCAGUGUUGCCGAGCAAUGGGCUGCCACACAUGGCAUGGAGGAGCACGCAGCCCUCUUCGGAAAGGCUGCUCUUGUCGCGCGCGACCCUGACCGCUUUGAGAUGCUCACCGACCUCACUCAAGAGGAGCGCGAUGCUCUCAUCUACGAACGCGACCACAAGUGGCAUGGACCCACCAUGCUGUGGUACUCAAUUGGUCUGUGUGCCAUUGGAGCCGCCACUCAGGGUUGGGACCAGACUGGAUCCAACGGAGCCAACUUGUCCUUCCCUCAAGAAUUUGGUCUCACAGAGGGUGAAAGGAGUGAAUGGAUUGUCGGUCUCAUCAACUCCAUCAUUUUCUUGACAGCCGGUCUUAUCGGCGCUUUUAUCGUCGACCCCCUCAACAAGUAUCUCGGUCGUCGCGGAGAGAUCUUCCUCACUGCUGUCUGCCUUACGGCUACUCCUAUCGGUUCUGCAUGUGCGCAAUCAUGGGAAGGACUAUUCGCUGCACGCUUCAUCAUGGGUAUCGGAAUCGGCGCAAAGAAUGCCACUGUCCCAAUCUACUCUGCUGAGAUGGCUCCACAUCGAAUUCGAGGCGCCCUGGUCAUGUUUUGGCAAUUAUGGGUCGUCAUUGGUAUCUUCCUCGGUUUCUGCGCAAACGUCAUUGUCAAAGACACUGGUAGAAUCUCAUGGCGCCUGCAGCUUGGAUCAGCCUUCAUCCCGUCCUUCAUUCUCAUGGUCGGCAUCUUCUUCUGCCCAGAGUCUCCUCGUUGGUUGAUGAAGCAUGGCAAGGUCGCCAAGGGCUACCAAUCCAUGGCUAAACUGCGUGCACACCCCAUCAUCGCCGCCCGCGAUUACUACUACUCGUACGUCAUCUACGAGACUGAACUCGCCGUUGCACGUGGAGCAGGCUACUUUGACCGCAUGUGGGACUGCUUCCGUGUACCCCGCAUCAGACGUGCCAACUACGGUGCUUCCACUGUCAUGAUUGCUCAGCAAAUGUGCGGUAUCAAUAUCAUCUCCUUCUAUAGUUCGACCAUCUUCACGCAGGUCGGCUACAGCCCGACACAAGCCUUGUACGCUUCUCUCGGUUACGGAGCAAUCCAAGUUGUGUUCACUAUUCCUACGCUCUUCCUUAUCGACACUAAGGGUCGAAGGACCCUUUGCAUGUGGACUUUCCCCUUUAUGUGCAUCUUCUUAUUGGCCGCCGGUUUGUCCCUGCUCCAACCAGAGUCUGCCAGCCAAGCUGCUCGUAUCGGACCCGUCGUCUUGUUCGUCUACCUCUUUACGAUCAUGUAUUCCCUCGGAGAAGGACCAGUCGCAUUUCAGUACUCUGCCGAGGUUUUCCCUACCAUCCAGCGUGAGCAGGGAAUGGCCUGGGCUGUUUGCAUCAACAACACCUUCGCUGGUGUUUUGUCGCUCACCUUCCCUCGUAUGGUAUCGGUCAUGUCACAGACUGGUGCUUUUGGUUUCUACGCUGGUCUCAACCUGAUCGCCUGGUUCAUGAUCUUCUGUUUCGUGCGUGAAACUAAGCAGCUUACGCUGGAAGAACUGGAUCAAGUUUUCAGUGUGCCUACCAAGACCUAUCUCCAUUACGAGAUUACGGAGUCAGUGCCUUAUUUCAUCAACCACACGAUUCUUCGUCGCAACGUGCCCAAGCCACCCCCGAUCAUCGAGAAGGGUCUUGCUCCUGAUGCGCAAGGAGCGAUCAUCAUCGCUCCAGACUAUCCUCUUGGCCCAGAAUCCAACUACGUUGACAUCUGCAACUCUACCCGCGACUUCCUAAGGUGGUACAAAAAAGAUGAAUGCUUCAAACAUGGAAAUGACUCAAAGAGCGAGAGCUGGCAGGAGUGGAUUGUCAAGAAUAUCAACAAGAGGAACGUUACUAUAGACAAAGACCGCCUAUACGUCGAGGGUGAGAGUGCUGGCGGUCAUUCUUCAGUCGUGGCAAUGCGGAUCAACGUGGCUAAAAACGAACCUAAACUCAGUAUCAAGUCCUGCGUCCUCCACUACCCGAUGUUGGCCCAUUGUGUGCGCAACUUCCCUCCAAAGAAUAUGGACAACGGCAUGGUAACUUACAUGUGUGAACGCUUAGCGCCUUCAGACGUCGACAGACGCGCCCGAGAGGUAGUAACUGCUAUCAACGAGCUCGAGAACCAGGGAUCGGUACCUACACGCACCAAAAGCUAUGCGCCCCAAGCAAUGUCAGCCACCUUGCUUGUUUCUAUCACCAAGUUAUGGCAGCCGGUAUUCCAACGUCACCAUGGCAGUGCAAUAGGGGGAGACUUUGAACCUGCCAAUGCUGACUUCGUGGACUGUCUCGCACGGGUCGAUAGGUACGUAGACUACGUUGACCACAAGUUCCUUCCACCCAUCGCCAUGUAUCAUUCACCCAAGGAUCCUAUCGAGAACACCAGGAAGUUCCGCGAUAUCUUUACUCAGGAGUAUCCAGUGUAUAGGGCGAGGCAUGCCAUCCUAUUGACAGAAGUCAGUCACCUGAACUGGAAGUACUUGCCCCUAGAGGGGGAAGAAGGAAAGGCGCGUAGGACAGAGUGUACGUGGAAGAGGCUGACCAGGUGGGCCUGCUCUUGA
This is a messenger RNA of Alternaria atra, 2772 nucleotides long. RefSeq lists its product as uncharacterized. Gene Ontology annotation, molecular function: hydrolase activity; myo-inositol:proton symporter activity. Gene Ontology annotation, biological process: transmembrane transport. The record is from RefSeq and is a predicted model, not a curated record. Gene Ontology annotation, cellular component: membrane. The transcript has 4 exons. Lineage: Eukaryota; Fungi; Ascomycota; Dothideomycetes; Pleosporales; Pleosporaceae. Bases 1 to 2772 code for a protein of 923 amino acids.